Messenger RNA from Amoebophrya sp. A25, 390 nucleotides. The record is from the annotation of a GenBank genome assembly. NCBI's taxonomy places the organism in Eukaryota, Dinophyceae, Syndiniales, Amoebophryaceae.
AUGUGGAGAGAGAGAUGCGCUUUUGGCAGAAAAUGAAAGAACAAAAGUGCCCUUUUCGACCACCACUACAGCUGGAAAAGAUCUUCACUCGGGUCAUGCCUACAAAACUCUAGCCGGAGCAGGGAGCAGACCUGAUCAAGAUCUUAUUGUUCUUGACGACCAGCACAGCCACAGAGAUGUCAGAGUUAAUGAAGAUACCAGUCCUGGAUGCCAUAAGGAUUUCUCGAAUCCGGACAAAAACGGCUGUUCCGGAAACAAGCAAAAACGGAUUUGGAUUUUCGUCGGAAUUGCCGUUUGCCUUUGCUUAGGCCUUGGACUAGGAUUUGGAUUAGCAGCACAGAGAUUUGCAUUAGCAACGGGAAAAGAUAAAGAUAAUGGUGAUGACAAUAA